UCCCUUAUGGUGACAAAUAUUGGACUAUGGAUUCAAGACACUUGCUGUGCACAACUGUGUAUUCCACUGUAUUUUCUCCUUGUGGGAAGUUUGUUGCUGCAGCAAAUAAUUUUGGACAUAUAUCUCUGUUCAAUUUUGAGAAAGCAGUCACGCUCAAUUCUCUUAAGUGGCAAAAAUCAAUUUUUACAUUCAAAGCCCAUGAUGGCCCAAUACAUUCACUGGUGUCCACAAAAGAUUGCCUCUUAAGUGGAGGAGUUGGGCCAGUGGCAGCUUGGAAAUGGAAUGAUAUAUUAGAAAGAAAACCGGCAAAAGUUUAUACUCUGUAUGAACCGUCACAAGGAGAUGAAGGAUCAUUUUCUUCAAAUGACGUAAAUGUUCUUGCUUGCGACGAGACAAAACUAUAUGCUGGAAGAGAUGACAAUGUAGUGUGUAUAUGGGACUUUAAUUCUGGAAAAUGUGAACGGAAGCUUAUUGGACAUACAGAAUAUAUUCAUGAUAUUGCAAUGAUUUCUCCUAAUGGCCUUGUUUCUGCAUCAGAAGAUGGUAGUGUUAAGGUUUGGGACCUUCGUAUGGCACAGGCGACAACUACAAUUGAGCCGCAUCAAAACAAAGAGCUAAGUCGACCACAAUACGGAAAAUGGAUAAGCUCCGUUGCUACAGAUGAUAAUGGGCAGUGGAUGGUUUGUGGAGGAGGACCGAAACUAUCACUCUGGCAUUUGCGAUCUCAAAGUCAAACUGCUGUAUUGGAUUGCCCUGAGUUCACACCAUAUACAACAGUGUUCCAUGAAAACUUCAUAGUUUCUGGUGGAAAUACAAACUCUAUACACCACUGGUAUACCAAUGGUGAUGAAAAGGCUUCAAUUCCUUGUGGCAUUGGAACAGUAUUCUCUCUAACGUUCAAUAAAAAGAAAAACACAGACAGUGCACCAUUGAUUGCUGCAGGAACCAGCCAUAAACUGGAUGUAUUUUGUAACCCAAGUUAUAGAUCACACACAUUAAUCCUAUGAUAUGCAGAUACCUGCAUUGCACAUUUAUUAUAAAUUUUCACAACGAGUACGUCAGCUCCAUUGGCUACAACUAUUUACAUAGGAUGCAAACAAUAAAAAAUGAUUGACUGGUAAAAAGCAUACUGCAAAUCUAAACUGGCUCAAUACAGCUUCAGAUUGA
Styela clava is the source of this 1167-nucleotide messenger RNA. Lineage: Eukaryota; Metazoa; Chordata; Ascidiacea; Stolidobranchia; Styelidae. The record is from RefSeq and is a predicted model, not a curated record.